Leishmania braziliensis MHOM/BR/75/M2904 is the source of this 1377-nucleotide messenger RNA. Its product is annotated as putative ubiquitin-conjugating enzyme. Lineage: Eukaryota; Euglenozoa; Kinetoplastea; Trypanosomatida; Trypanosomatidae. Bases 1 to 1377 code for a protein of 458 amino acids. The transcript has a single exon. The record is from RefSeq and is a predicted model, not a curated record.
AUGUCGUACGCAUCCACCGCCAUCAAGCGGCUCAGCAACGAGUACCGCCACCUGCAAAAACAUGAGAACCGCGUCCGUGAGUUCUACGCCGCGCCGCUGGAGGCGAACAUUUUUGAAUGGCACUUCACGCUGCGUGGCCCAGGUGGGGAUGACAACUCGCUGCCGUACAAGGACGGCAUCUACCACGGUGCCCUCAUCUUCUCCCGCUCCUACCCGCUGGAGCCGCCAGACAUCCUCUUCUUCACCCGCAGCGGCCGCUUCGCCGUGCACGAGAAAAUUUGCUCAACAAUUAGCAGCUACCACAAGGAGCUGUGGCAGCCGACGUACGACAUCGCACUCACCUUGACGGCCCUGCACCAUUUCAUGGCCCAGGAGGACGAGUUCGGCGUUGGCGCCUUUCCAAAAGGGAUGGUGGCGGUCGACAUCAAAGAGGCGUGGGCCAAGGAGACGUGGUCGUUCAAGUGCAGCACAUGUGGGGCAACAACGAGGGACGUGUGGGAGACAGAGAUGAAGAUGUACCCAGAAAUCUCGCCAGAGAAAGCGGCCCAGGUGCCGAAGCUUCCACCCACAGCAACGACCAAAGCCGCAAGCGCCACUGCGAAUCCCGAGAACGCAAAAGUGCAGCAAGCCGCCCCCGAGUCAACACCGUCGUCCUCAUCGACCCUGUUGCCGUCUCUCGCUACCGCGGAUGCGACUGAAACAACCGCUCAAGCCGAGGGCACGCGAUCCUCGCCGCUCAUGGCACUAUCGGCACCAACGCCACCGCCACCAGACGCAACGGCCACUCCCCCUCCUGACGCUUUCGAUGCCCUCCAUGGCACUGGCACCUCCGCCUCCCGAAUCUCACCGCGAAGGGAUCCGCACGCCACCGCUCCCGCAGCAGCGACAGUGGAUGCCAAUGCACUCCAGUCAACCACACCACCCGUUCAUGACGCAUCGCACAUUCUCAGUCCAGCGGCGCACCAACACGAGGAGGAGAGAGACGCCUCAGCGGCCACGAAAGAGGCGAAAAACGAAGGCGAUGACGCGCUUGGCUACUUCACCGACGUGAGUCCUGCUCGAGUCGUGCGAGUGCCGAUGAUGACUGCAUCAUCACCGCCACCACCACCACCAGAGCCUGACCACCCCUAUGACACGCGUCUCGAGUCCCUAGUGCGCGAGGACCUCCAAGCUGAAGCGGACGCGACGUCACCGGUGACAGCCGGUGUGGCAAAUGAUGCUGUUGCGCCGCCGCAACUUGCGCAGCGCGUCGUCUUGGGCGUGGAUGCCAUGGAAGUGUCGAUACCACUACGCACUCUCGAUCGCGCUAUCGUCGCCAGCCUUCUCCUUGUUGUGCUGAUCCUGCUGCGUCGUGGUCUCUGCUGGUUGCUGAGGUAA